Molecule: messenger RNA, 2934 nt
Organism: Humulus lupulus (European hop)
Lineage: Eukaryota; Viridiplantae; Streptophyta; Magnoliopsida; Rosales; Cannabaceae
Product: probable DEAD-box ATP-dependent RNA helicase 48
Exons: 10
Coding region: 120-2558 (812 amino acids)
Molecular function (GO): ATP binding; RNA helicase activity; nucleic acid binding
Source: RefSeq, a predicted model, not a curated record
UCCUCGUUAAACCCUAAACCCCACUUCUUUUUCUUCUUCUUCUUCUUCUUUUCAUAGGGUCCGAACUGAAUUUCACUGAAAACAAGGAUUUCUCCCCCAAUCACCAUCAACCAUUAACCAUGUUCUUUUCCAUCCUUCUAGAACGCCCCAAAACAAUCUCCAAGCUUUUCUCUAACCUGAUUCUGACCAGACCUAUGGGUGGUGGCCCUCGAACCUUUCCCGGUGGCUUAAACAAGUGGCAAUGGAAGCGUAUGCAUGAGAAGCGAGCCAAAGAGAAAGAAAAAUCUCUUCUUGAACAAGAAAAAGAGCUCUACCACGCCAGAAUUCGCUCCCAAAUCCGGGCCAAAGUUACCGGAAAACCUGACCCAUUUAAAAAAACUCUUCCAGAAGCCGGACACGGACCUAUGAGCCCUGACGAUCACGUAAAAGCACUAGCUGAUCGGUUCAUGAAAGAAGGAGCUGAGGACUUGUGGAACGAGCGCGACGGUCCCGUCAAACCUACGCCGCCCACGCCGGGAUCAAAGGUACGGGAACAAUACAUAGGUUCGAGAGAAGCGACAAGACCCAUUCCUGGGUCUCCGAUUGACUUGAGGAAGAUGAUACCAGAACGGCGUAAUUUAGCCGGAGACCGCGAAACUUUAAAUUUCAGCAAUAUGAAUGGCAAUAAUGUUAGGGUUAGAAAUUAUUCAGUGCAGAGGGGUCGAAGGAACGACAGUUCUUCGAAUGGAGAUAACUCUGGUUUUAAUUUAAAGGAUGAUUCUUUGAAACCUUUUGUUAGAAGUUUGGUGGGUAACCGCGAUAACUCGAAAGUUGAGAGCAAUGGGAAUGAGCUUUCUGUACAUAGGAAGUUUUCGGUGAAGAAGAAAUGGAGAAGUGGUGGUUCUUCGAGCGAUGAUGAGUCAGAAUUUGAUUCAGAGGAUGACUCGGCGAGGUUUUCUGGGACUGGAAGGAAUAUGAGGACAAUGGGGAGUAGUGCUUCUUUAGGGAAGUAUGAUGUGAAAAUCACAAAAAGAAGAGUGCCAUUGAAUACAUGCGAAGGGGCUGUCGAUUUUUCACAGCAGGUUGAGUUAAUUAGGCAUGAAAUCAGUCAAAGAAAAUUGGCUGAGGAAGAGGGUAAGUGUGAGGAAGAGUCAAUUCUUAGUCAAAAAAGGUUUGAUGAGUACGAUAUAUCUCCAUUGACGGUCAAGGCGCUAUCUUCUUCUGGUUAUGUUCAAAUGACUAGAGUGCAGGAGGCUACCCUUUCUGUUUUUCUAGAGGGGAAGGAUGCUUUGGUCAAGGCUAAAACCGGUACUGGGAAAACGGCAGCCUUUUUGAUUCCUGCUAUUGAAACAGUUCUGAAGGCUUUGUGUAGUAAUUCUAUUCAACGGGUGCCUCCAAUUUUAGCUCUGAUUCUUUGCCCCACAAGAGAACUUGCAAGUCAGAUAGCUGCAGAAGCCAAUGUCUUGCUGAGGUACCAUGGCGGAAUAGGUGUCCAGACGUUAGUAGGAGGUACACGAUUCAAAGAUGACCAGAAACGCCUUGAAUCCAGUCCAAGCCAGAUAGUAGUUGCUACUCCUGGCAGGUUGCUGGAUCACGUUGAGAGUAAAUCUGGGUUGUCUGUGCGAUUGAUGGGAUUAAAGAUGCUAAUACUUGAUGAAGCUGGUCAUUUAUUAGAUUUGGGAUUCCGGAAGGACAUUGAGAAAAUUGUUGAUUGUUUGCCUCGUCGGAGGCAGUCCUUGCUAUUUACUGCAACAAUUCCUAAAGAGGUUCGCCGAAUAUCACAGCUAGUUUUGAAUAGGGAACAUUCUUUUGUUGAUACAGUUGGUCAAGGUUGUGUUGAAACUCUUUCUCAGGUCAAUCAAUGCUAUCUUGUUUCACCACUUGAAUUGCAUUUUCAAAUAGUGCAUCAUCUUUUAAAGGAGCAUAUUUCAAAAUCACCUGAUUAUAAGGUCCUUGUUUUCUGUACGACUUCAAUGGUAACAUCACUAAUGUAUCUUCUUCUCCGUGAAAUGAAAUUGAACGUAAGGGAGAUGCACACCAGAAAGCCUCAACUUGCUCGAACUCGUGUUUCUGAGGAGUUCAGGGAAUCUAAAAGACUGAUUCUUGUUACAUCUGAUGUUUCGGCUCGUGGAAUGAACUAUCCUGAUGUUACACUAGUUAUUCAGGUGGGUCUACCAAUGUCACGGGACCAAUAUAUUCAUCGUCUUGGAAGAACAGGAAGGGAAGGAAAAGAGGGAGAAGGCAUCUUGUUGCUUGCCCCAUGGGAGGAAUAUUUUCUGGAUGAAUUAAAAGAUCUACCUCUUAAAAAAUUUACAUUAUCACAAUUGGACCCUAAUGCAAAACUUCAGAUGGAGGAUUCUAUGGCCAAGAUUGAUGGUAGCGUCAAAGAAGCAGCGUAUCAUGGGUGGCUUGGCUACUAUAACUCGAUCAAGGAAGUCGGUAGGGAUAAAACCACACUUGUCGAGGUUGCUAAGAGAUUCUCUGAGUCAAUUGGUCUGCAAAAACCGCCUGCUCUCUUCAGAAAGACAGCAGUGAAGAUGGGGUUGAGAGAUAUACAAGGCAUAAGAAUACACAAGUGACUUUGAUUGGAAUGUUGGUAUGCAACUGGUUGAUAAGCAGAAACAAGAGGCAAGAAACUUUUAGCUCGUUGAGUAUGAUUUUAUCUUUACAGAAAAUUCUCCUUUCUGUGUUUCUAGUCUUGCUUGAAUCCUCAUUUUUAGGCUGCCGAUUAAGCAUUUCUGGUUGACUUUUUUGUUAUCACAUUCUUUUGAGUAAUUUAUUGUAGUAGAAUGUCUUAUGGAUAAGUAUCAAGAUAAACUUAUAAUAGGUGCUGUAGUACAAAGUAAAUGAUUUUGAGGUCAUUUACUUAUCAAGUAUACCAGUUUUGUACAUUCAAUCUUCAUUAUAAAAUGUAAUAAUCUUUCAUUUAAAUGGAUUACUUGUACUUUUCACUCU